AUGCUUCAUCUUCUUUUCAAUUUCCAUUCAAGCAGUCUGUACAUCAAGCAGGUUCAUUUCCUUCUUCUCCAUUUUACUCCUUUCUCCUCCAUCCCUCUCCAAUCCUCUGCAUCGCCUACAAAACCCACCAGAAAUAAUGCAUCUUCGGAUAACUUUCGUGGCAUUGCAAAACAUGUGAUAUCCAAGUGCUCACAUGGAUUCCAUCUGUUCAAGAAACAAGAAUCCAGAUUGGGUUUCAAUGCGGCAGCAAAAAUUUUGUGCUUGAGGCUAAAAAGGCUAAAUUUUUUUGGGGGAUUUUUAAGCGGGCCAGUUAGCAGACUAAGGGUUUUGAACAUCUUCCUCAAUCUUACAAGAUCAUGGCCGAAAAUUGAAUCGACUUUUAGCUUCGAUUCUACUACCGUCGUGAAGUGUCAGGCUGCAGUGUCGGUGUUGAUGCUGGCCGCCGUCGUCCCAAUCUCCCUUACCGGAGUCGUACUUCUGGAGUAUGGCCAAGAGACGGGAAGAGAAGAGUUGAAUAUGAAUUGACUAUAUUGCCCCUUUACUUAACACCCGUUUGGCAGCUUAACUAACGGAGGACAAUUUUGAGCGAUAACACAAAAGUUUGAGACUAUUUUAUGACAUCAAAGUUGUUUAGGA
Ipomoea triloba (trilobed morning glory) is the source of this 636-nucleotide messenger RNA. RefSeq lists its product as uncharacterized. The transcript has 2 exons. NCBI's taxonomy places the organism in Eukaryota, Viridiplantae, Streptophyta, Magnoliopsida, Solanales, Convolvulaceae. The record is from RefSeq and is a predicted model, not a curated record. The coding region runs from base 1 to 525 and encodes 174 amino acids.